UUCUAAGGCAUGCAAUACGUCUUAGGAGCUACAGUUCAAGUAUUCACACAGUAUUGAAGUUCAAGUUAGGCACAUCAGACGUUAGUCACACAGCCUGGUCGGGUUACAGUUCAAGAUGUCACAAAUCAGCUGUGUUGCUAACGCGAGUAUCACAAAAUUAGAAUGCAACACAUGUCCACUGCUUACUUUAGAGGAGUUGAAGAAGGCACUAGUGAUUGUGCAGGACAGCCACCUGUGUCGGCGUACACCGAUGUUGUAUAAUAUGCAAGAUCUGCUGACUGCGGAUGCAACGAUGCACCUUCACCUAAAGAUGGAGAGCAUGCAACCCACAGGGUCAUUUAAAGUCAGAGGUCUGGCCAACCAGUUGGCCAAUUUGCCAGAUAAUGUAAAGACAGGGAGAUCACGCCUUAUAACAAUGUCUGGUGGAAAUUACGGGAAGGCAUUUGCCUAUGCACUCAGCCAGAUGGGAUUGAAGGGAUUGGUUGUGAUGCCAACCUCUGUGCCUACAAAUAGGAUAGAACUUAUAGAGGGAUUUGGGAUGGAGGUGGAGCUAGUAGCAAAGAGUGAGAUGAUGGUUUGUGUGAACAGGCAUGUGAAAGAGAAUGGCAUGACAUUUCUUCACUCGUUUGAUGAUCCUGUCAUCAUUGCAGGACAUUCUAGCAUCGGGGUUUGAGAUCUUGGAGACUGCAGAAAUGGCGGAC
Molecule: messenger RNA, 701 nt
Organism: Priapulus caudatus
Lineage: Eukaryota; Metazoa; Priapulida; Priapulimorpha; Priapulimorphida; Priapulidae
Product: L-threonine dehydratase catabolic TdcB-like
Exons: 5
Coding region: 116-673 (185 amino acids)
Biological process (GO): L-threonine catabolic process; L-serine catabolic process
Molecular function (GO): threonine deaminase activity; L-serine ammonia-lyase activity
Source: RefSeq, a predicted model, not a curated record